Neodiprion virginianus is the source of this 975-nucleotide messenger RNA. Its product is annotated as ARL14 effector protein-like. Gene Ontology annotation, cellular component: intracellular membrane-bounded organelle. The record is from RefSeq and is a predicted model, not a curated record. The coding region runs from base 165 to 617 and encodes 150 amino acids. The transcript has 3 exons. Lineage: Eukaryota; Metazoa; Arthropoda; Insecta; Hymenoptera; Diprionidae.
UAUAUCGCCUGCUCUAACAAAUUAUAGGAUUGAUUAUUGGUACUUGUAAAACAGAGUCGAAUGUCGGGCCGAAAGGCGGACAGGCCCGUUGUGUUGCACUAGCCUGUUGGCGGUAUUCUAUCGCGGUAGAGGUAUAAAAAAAAAAAAAAAAAAAAAACACGAAGAUGACCGAGACAUCCUCCAAAUGCAACCAUGCAUUCAAGCGAUGCAUCGAUUAUCCGGAAAGUUCUACGGAGAAUCUUAGUUUGUUCGAUGAUUGGGACGAGAGAACUCGAUCGGCUAAAAAGGCUGCGCUGUCCCUGGAGAACGGUGUCCAAUCUUUUUUAAAAUACUUCGACCCCGAGAGAAGCGAACGGGAAAAACGCAAGCUUAACCGUCGACUCUAUCCCGGAGCUAAGAAACACGUUUUGUACGAUGAAAAAGGGAUUUUCUUCCAAACUGGGGAAGAUCUGUGCGAUUGUUUGGAACGCAGUUGCCUUGGAUGUCACUUCCCGUGUCCUAAAUGCAAAUCUACCAAGUGUGGACACGAGUGCAGGUCAAACAGAAAAUGGGCUUACGAAUCGAUUGAAAAUGAAGGAAGCGAUGUCGUCAUCAGGAAUCCAGUUUUGAAAGAUUGAGUUAUUCAACGCUGCAAUCUGACAUAAGGCCGGCUUACAUACGAUAUUCUCGUAUACAUUUUCGUUCGCAACAAUUUAUCAUUUGUAAUACGACACUUUUGUCAACUUUACCUAAUUCUUCCUACUGCCUGUUCGCCCUCGCGAGUUUCCAAUUUUUUUUUUUUUUUGUAUCACGAAUAAUUUGUGAAUAAUUUGUUUUAAGUCCAGAAUCACUAUACCGUAGCAAAUAUGCAUACCGAUCGAUGUUUCCAUCUAACUCAUAUCGACAGGUAUGUGACGCAAAUGACGAUUAAUUUUAAUGGCAAGACAAUUGAAUAAAAUUUGUUCGUCUUAUCCGCGAUCAAAACAAUUGUAUUAA